Molecule: messenger RNA, 1840 nt
Organism: Pseudovirgaria hyperparasitica
Lineage: Eukaryota; Fungi; Ascomycota; Dothideomycetes; Acrospermales; Acrospermaceae
Product: ubiquinone biosynthesis monooxygenase COQ6
Exons: 3
Coding region: 257-1729 (490 amino acids)
Biological process (GO): ubiquinone biosynthetic process
Cellular component (GO): mitochondrion
Molecular function (GO): 2-octaprenyl-6-methoxyphenol hydroxylase activity; FAD binding; oxidoreductase activity, acting on paired donors, with incorporation or reduction of molecular oxygen, NAD(P)H as one donor, and incorporation of one atom of oxygen
Source: RefSeq, a predicted model, not a curated record
CAUACACCCAAUAAUACACUUCCAUCUGCGCAUCAUCAUCAGUAAUUGCCAUCUCGGCCCUCAAUCACUGUCCUAUAGUUUCUCUGUCUAGCUGACCACGCUGGAGCUCUACCUCCAGAAGGAAGUAAGAGAUAUCGACCGCGUCAAGCGCUUGCAGCUCCGGUCCUUCAAGCUGACCUCCGGGGGUCUUUUCUGUCCUGUCUUACUCUACAAAGGCUGUCAGUAGCUUCAUGCGUCAGGUUGUUUGCUAGUAAACAUGUCGCUUGGGCCCGGUGUGUGGCGUCCGGCCAUACGACGAGGAUGCAAACCUUGCUCUUCUAUCAGACUUAUAAUCGUUGCCCGGCGAGGUUAUGCAUCCACCACGGAAUCAAUACCGGAGAUAUACGAUGUAGUAUGUGUUGGUGGAGGACCAGCUGGUCUGAGUCUAUUGUCUGGUCUACGCGCGACAAAGGCAACUUCUGGACUUCGGAUAGCCUUGAUAGAGUCCCAAGACCUUCAGAAGUCUGUGUUCAAGAGGGAUUCGCAAAAUGAGUUUUCGAACCGAUGUAGCUCACUUACCCCGGCGUCUGUCUCAUACUUCAAAAAAAUCGGAGCAUGGGCACAUUUCGACACGUCUCGCAUUCAACCUUACCAAGAAAUGCAAGUAUGGGACGGUAUCAGCGAUUCUCGCAUCUCGUUUGACUGGGGAAACCUUCAACGCUCUCCAAACCCACACUCCACAAUCGCCUACAUGACCGAAAACCUCAACAUCACAAAUGCCCUCAGAUCACACCUCUCCUCCCUCGGCGGCAUCGACAUCUUCUCCCCGGCCAAAGUCGACGCCAUCAACUUCGGUCCUGAGACAGAGGACACAGAUCUCAGCGCCUGGCCCACCGUCACCCUCAGCACAGGCCAAACCAUCGCAGCCCGCCUCCUUGUCGGCGCCGACGGUGCAAACUCUCCCGUACGUACCUUCGCCGGUAUCGAAAGCCGCGGCUGGGACUACGGCCGCCACGGUGUCGUCGCCACGCUCCGUCUCCAAGGCCCGGGUUGGGGCGGCAACACUCACAAAAUCGCAUACCAGCGCUUCCUCCCCACAGGGCCCAUCGCCAUGCUCCCUCUCCCAGGCAACAUGGCAAGCCUCGUAUGGAGCACGACGCCCGAGCGCGCGUCACGGCUCAAGUCCCUGUCUCCCACCGACUUUGUCGCCAUGGUCAACGCCGCGUUCAGACUCUCGGCCGUCGAUCUGUCGUGGUUGCACGACCUACCAUCAGGACAGGACGCCGAGGUACAGUGGCGCGAAGCGAACACGCCCGUCAAAGAACGUGCUAUUCCCAUGCGCGUCACAUCCGUGCAAGAGGGCACCGUGGCAAGUUUCCCGCUCAAGAUGCGCCACGCUGACACGUACACGGGCGAGCGCGUCGCGCUGGUCGGCGAUGCCGCCCACACGAUCCAUCCGCUUGCCGGGCAGGGCUUGAAUCAGGGCCAGGCGGAUGUCGCGGCGCUGUUGGAUACGAUUGAGACGGCGGUCGUGCAUGGGCAGGAUAUUGGGUCGACGAUCUCGCUUGAGGCGUAUAAUGCGGCGAGGUAUGCGGAGAACAACGCGUUGCUGGGCGUGGUGGAUAAGUUGCAUAUGCUGUAUAGUGUGGAGUCGGGUCCGAUUGUCGGUCUGAGGAGUUUGGGCUUGAGUGCGGUUAAUGCGAUGGGGCCUGUGAAGGAGUUCUUCAUGAGGAGGGCGGCGGGCGCGUGAGAGUUGGAUUGUAGGGCAUAUGUAUUAUAAUCUCUGGGAGGUCGAUGUAUCGAAUAGAGACACAUAAUGCUGGACGCAGCUACUUGACUUCAAACUUUCCCUCCUCGACCG